GUCAAAAUGGGAGCAAGUACGAGGACGGGAAAGUUUGCGGUCGGAUUUACGGCAUUCGGAUUUUUGUUUAUCCUGAUUGCCUUCUGUUCUCCAUAUUGGCUCCAAACGGACGGGGAACUAGAGAAACCAAAGUUUACCAAUCUCGGACUUUGGGAACUAUGUCUGAAGAAUUUCCAGGACAUCCACCGAUGGUACGAUUACCCGUUCAAUGGGUGCAUGUGGAUAUUCGAGGAGGAGUACUACAUCAUUCACGACUAUAUCCUGCCCGGGUUCUUCAUAGCGGUGCAGUUCUUCUUUACCCUCUGCUUUACCCUGCUCCUGAUGGGCGUCAUUAUGACGCUAAUGUUCCUGAGCUGCCCCCGUGACAAUGACCGCUACAUCAUGCUGCUGCUUACGAACGGCACCGUCCUAGUGCUGUCCGGCCUGUGCGGGUUGAUAGCGGUGGCUACGUUCGGCUGUUACGGCGAUAGUCGUGAUUGGAUGCCAAACUGGGAGCACAACGAUAUGGGUUGGUCGUUUGCACUGGCAGUCGUCGGUACGUUUGCACUAUUUCCAGCAGGUGUUCUGUUCAUCGUGGAAGCGCGCCGUGCGACAUACAGAAGGUUGAACAAUAUCGCAAACACCGAGCUGGCCGCCGCCUACACGAUGGACGAGCGUAAAUACCGCGGUGGACACACGGAUAUUUAGGCGCUAAACAUUCCCAGCGAUCGUGCGCCGAUCAAUGCCUUUUUAUUACUAGAUUAAGAGUAUCAUUUUUUUAUAUACGCAUGUGGCCUUACAUAUUCCUUGCCGUGAGGAAAGUAUAGUGUAGUCAGCAUUAGGUAGGUUGCUGCAGAGCAAUCUCAAGAUGAAACAAAUUCCGUCCAAUAGUAAUAGAAAUAUAAAUUGUAGGAUAUUUUUCUACCAA
Anopheles coustani is the source of this 907-nucleotide messenger RNA. RefSeq lists its product as uncharacterized. NCBI's taxonomy places the organism in Eukaryota, Metazoa, Arthropoda, Insecta, Diptera, Culicidae. The transcript has 2 exons. Bases 7 to 687 code for a protein of 226 amino acids. Gene Ontology annotation, biological process: septate junction assembly; regulation of tube size, open tracheal system. The record is from RefSeq and is a predicted model, not a curated record. Gene Ontology annotation, cellular component: membrane; septate junction.